CGAGAAUGUGCGGGCACAUGGGGCGCUUCUCGGAAAAGCGGCCGGCAGCGACGGCGAGCCCCACACCGGCUGGGCUCCGGAUCCCAUAGAGAAAUCCAGAAUCAUUUGCCUUUGGCGCCAUGAAUAUGCCGCACCUGGCCUCCACAUGCGCCCUUCUCUCCAUUCCUAACAUACUACGUCGAGCAGUUUUUAGGUACUCGCUGCAACCAGUAGCCGGCCAGUAGGCGGAACGGAAGGGAAGAAGGGGGUCUACGCCUGCUUUAGGCGAACAUGGACUGCGCCUUUCUGAGCCGCUGGUGACUCGGCCGGCCCGGCUGCUGACUCCGCAAAUCCACUGCCUUUGCCCAAAGCCGUGCGGCCCAAAGGAUGUUCCACCACCCGCGGCGAGCCUAUAAAUGCCGCCCUCGGCAGCUGCACUCCGGUACCAAUCCGCGAUUCCUUACACGCUAAGGCAUAGAGGCACGCACGCGCACAAUCGGCGCCAGCCAACGAGAUCGAUCAGCCAAGCUAAGCUCUCUGCCUGCUCCUCCUCCUCCGCUAAGCUCUCGGCAGCCAUGAGGAAGUCGUCGAGCUGCAGCGGCCAUGUCAUCGGGGUCCCGGUCACCUCCAAGGCGUACGGGAUAGAGGAGGUGUCGUCCAGGGAUCCGUCGUCCUUCAGGAAGGGCGACGCCGCCGGCGAUCACCUUGCUGUCUCGUUGACGCACCCCAGCCCUUAUGCGUCUUUCGGCUACAAGCACAGCAGCAAGGGUCAGGUGAUCCACUGGGUGAGCAAGCUGGGCAGAAGGGCGCAAGGGUUCAGGGAGCACGUGACCCUGGGGCCGAAGCUGUCGGAGACGGUGAAGGGGAAGCUGAGCCUGGGCGCGCGGAUCCUGCAGGCCGGCGGCGUCGAGCGCGUGUUCCGGCAGGCCUUCUCCGCCGAGAAAGGCGAGCGGCUGGUGAAGGCGCUGCAGUGCUACAUCUACACCACGGGCGGGCCCAUCGCCGGGAUGCUCUUCGUCUCCACCAAGAAGGUGGCCUUCCGCAGCGACCGACCCAUCACCGUCACCUCCCCCAAGGGCGGCACGACGGCGCGGGUCACCUACAAGGUGGUGGUCCCGCUCCGGAGGAUCGACAAGGUGCGGCCCAGCGAGAACGUCGACCGGCCGGAGGAGAAGUACAUCCACGUCGCCACCGUCGACGGCUUCGAGUUCUGGUUCAUGGGAUUCGUCAGCUACCAGCGGUCCUGCAAGUACAUGCAGCAGGCCGUCUCGGAGCUGCAGCUGCAAUGAUCGACCGCACCGCCGUCCGUCGGGGCCGGCGACCUACAGGUUGAUGAGGAGGUCCGGACGUGCCGGUUGCGAGGCUGCCCGGUCGGCACGAUGUGAAGAGAGGAUGUUAUGGGCUUGCUUCGCCAGCUUUUGUCGCGAAGUAGCCGUAGCUAGGAUUGCCCUGUCUAAUUCCGGAUCGGUGCAAUUGUUCCUUCCGCGUACGAUGUUGGACCAACACCUGUGUUGUUCCAAAGUGGUUGCUUUGUACUAGUAAAUGGAUCAAGAAAUUAAUCAUUUGUGCAUGAUCUUGUCCAAUGGAGUACUAGUUCAGUAUGUUUCUCAU
Molecule: messenger RNA, 1590 nt
Organism: Sorghum bicolor (sorghum)
Lineage: Eukaryota; Viridiplantae; Streptophyta; Magnoliopsida; Poales; Poaceae
Product: putative GEM-like protein 8
Exons: 2
Coding region: 396-1268 (290 amino acids)
Source: RefSeq, a predicted model, not a curated record